Molecule: messenger RNA, 1122 nt
Organism: Nelumbo nucifera (sacred lotus)
Lineage: Eukaryota; Viridiplantae; Streptophyta; Magnoliopsida; Proteales; Nelumbonaceae
Product: cyclin-dependent kinase inhibitor 7-like
Biological process (GO): negative regulation of cyclin-dependent protein serine/threonine kinase activity
Cellular component (GO): nucleus
Molecular function (GO): cyclin-dependent protein serine/threonine kinase inhibitor activity
Source: RefSeq, a predicted model, not a curated record
CCCACCUUUUGCGAUUUACAACUAGCUGCUCCUCUGACAUCAAGAAACGGAAAAAAGAAAGAAAUUGAAAAACCCUCUCGUCUCUCGCCUCUCGCCUCUCCAUCGAAGAAUUAAGAGCGCGAGAGAGCUCGAGAUUUCUGAAAGACAUGGGGAAGUAUAUGAGGAAAUGCAAAGGGAUUGGCGACGUUGCAGUAAUGGAGGUUGCUCACGCUCAGGUUGGUGUGAAGACGAGAGCUCGAACCCUAGCCAUGGCUGCCGCGAGCGCCAGCACGGCCAAAAGAAGGAAGGUCGUUGCUUCUGGAGAAUUACACUUCUCCUCGUCGUAUCUUCAGCUCCGGAGCCGUCGCCGCCUCGUGGUUACGCAAGACAUGCCAAUUUCACCUGCUACCUCCGAGAAUUCUCUCCCAGUCACCCCUGCUGAUCGCUGCUCCAGUGCUAGCUCCGAUCACGUUCCUGCUUCGCGGUGCUCGAGCAACGGAUCAAGCGAGCUCCUGAGGGACAACUUGAGAUCCAUAGAUCUGGAGGGAGAGCUCUUCGAAAUUGAAAACUCGACGUAUUUUGACCGCAGAGAAAGGAGAGAGACAACUCCGUCAAGCGAACUCGAAGCCGAAUCGGACGAUCUGGAGUCCACAGCGAGACCAUCGGAGUCGAAUUUCCGCCAGAGAUCGAUGGCGAAGAACAUGCCAACAGAAGCGGAGAUCGACGAUUUUUUCUCUGCAUCAGAGAAACUUGAACAGAAACGGUUUGCGGACAAGUAUAAUUACGAUAUCGUUAAGGACGUUCCUUUGGAGGGUCGUUACGAGUGGAUUUGCUUAAAGCCAUGAGAUGAAAACAAGGGAAACGAAACAGGAAAAAGAAAGCCAUGGAAGAACAAAACGCAGAAGGGCUUUUUUUUUAAGAAUUAUUAUUAUUAUUAUUAUUAUUAUUAUUAUUAUUAUCAGUCUUAUUAAUUUUCAAUUUUCUUUUCUUUUUUUACCCACUUAGGUCUCUGUACAGCAUCUAUUUCUCUCUAUCUCUCCAUUUCUGUAAGAAGCUCUAUUGUCUGUACGAUAUACGGAGAAGCUUCUGCAAAUCUGUUCAUCGAAGAACGGUUUGAAUAAGAUUUUCAUUUUUCAUUUUUUA